AUGGCCACAACGGCGACAACGACGGCGACGGUGACGGCGCCGGCGGCCACAGCCAACUUCGUACCUACACCAACGCCUCCGCAUCCACGCCCCGCCGCGCCACCUGCUCUCCGGGCGCCUUCCACCUUGGGUCCUGUCAAGUCAGAGGCCCCUCCCACCCCCUCGUCCUCUACCGCCACCACCGCCGCGGCCGCAGCCGCCGUAGCGGAGGAUCCAUCCUACAUCAUCACCGUCCCUAGUUAUUCAGCGUGGUUCUCGUUCGACUCCAUCCACGACACGGAGCGCCGCCUCCUGCCGGAGUUCUUCGAGGGAGAGGCCGCGGCGGCGUCCGGGUGCCGGGGCCCGCACGCGUACAAGUAUUACCGCGACUCCCUGAUACGGAGGUUCCGGGCGCGGCCGGGUCGACGGCUCACACUCACGGAAGCCAGGAGGGGGCUUGUUGGUGACGUCGGCUCAGUCCGCCGCGUCUUCGACUUCCUUGAGGAAUGGGGGCUCAUCAACUACGGUGCUUUGCCAUCGGGGUCAAAGCAAGCGAAAGAGAAGAGGGAAGAGGCUGCGCAACAGUCAACGUUGCCUUCUGGGGCAACUGUACCCAGGAAGCUCUGUACUGGAUGCCGCACCGUGUGUGGGCUUGCUUACUUCGCCUGCGACAAGGCAGAUAUAAGUCUUUGUACUAGAUGCUAUGUAAAUAAUAACUACCGGCCGGGUCUGUCUCCUGCUAACUUCAAGAGAGUUGAAAUUACUGAAGAUUCAAAAGCAGAUUGGACAGACAAAGAAACUCUUCACUUGCUUGAGGCUGUCUUGCAUUAUGGCGAAGACUGGAAAAAGGUGUCUGAACAUGUUGGUAGUCGGUCAGAAAAAGACUGUAUUGCAAGAUUUAUACGGUUACCUUUCGGAGAACAGUUCAUGGGACCCAGGGAGGAUAGAAUGGGAUUUGAGAACAAUGAUGACAAUACUGAUGAGCCUGGAGCAGAUGUCUCAAAACGACUACAUCUCACUCCACUAGCAGAUGCAAGCAAUCCGAUUAUGGCUCAGGUUGCAUUUUUAUCAGCUAUUGUGGGUCCCGAUGUUGCCUCAGCUGCAGCGCAAGCAGCUAUUUCUGCACAAUCCCGUGUUGACCUAAAUGACAGCGAGAUUGAAACUUCAAUAAAUAGCACCAAGGAAGAAGAAUCAUCUCACACAAAUGGGCUCUCAGUCAACGAUUUACUGAAAGAGGCGGCUGCUAAUGCACGGGCACAACUUGAGAAGGAACGAAACAGCAUAGAGCAAUCUUUAUCAAACAUAGUAGAUGUCCAGAUGAUGGAAAUCCAAGAUAAAAUAUGCCGGUUUGAACAGAAGGAGAUGCUGAUGGAGAAAGAGCGACAGCAGCUGAAUUGUCUAAGGGAUAUACUUUUCACAGAUCAAUUGGCAGUUAUGCAACAUCAACAAAGGACUCCAGCUGUAGUCACAGAGUGCAAAGGUGAUGAGAAGCCAAAGCCCCUGGCAAACAUGAGUUGA
Sorghum bicolor (sorghum) is the source of this 1497-nucleotide messenger RNA. Its product is annotated as SWI/SNF complex subunit SWI3B. Bases 1 to 1497 code for a protein of 498 amino acids. Gene Ontology annotation, molecular function: protein binding. The record is from RefSeq and is a predicted model, not a curated record. The transcript is spliced from 6 exons. Lineage: Eukaryota; Viridiplantae; Streptophyta; Magnoliopsida; Poales; Poaceae.